GGAGAGGCGCCCUGUGUGGGCUCAGCGCGGGCGGUGGUGCGAGGGGCUCAGGCGGAGACAUGUCCUCGGGGGUGGCCGCGCGUUGCGACGCCAAGAAGCUUGUGCGCUCGCCCAGCGGCCUGCGCAUGGUGCCAGAGCACCGCGCCUUCGGAAGCCCGUUCGGCUUGGAGGAGCCGCAGUGGGUCCCGGACAAGGAGUGUCCAAGAUGUAUGCAGUGUGAUGCCAAAUUUGACUUUAUCACCAGAAAGCACCACUGCCGCCGCUGUGGGAAAUGCUUCUGCGACAGGUGCUGCAGCCAGAAGGUGCCGCUCCGGCGCAUGUGCUUCGUGGACCCAGUGCGCCAGUGUGCCGAAUGUGCCCUGGUGUCUCACCGCGAGGCUGAGUUUUAUGACAAGCAGCUCAAGGUGCUCCUAAGUGGAGCUACCUUCCUUGUUACUUUUGGGGACUCAGAGAAGCCUGAGACCAUGGUUUGUCGUCUUUCCAACAAUCAGAGAUGCUUGAUUCUGGAUGGGGACAGCCAUCAUGAAAUUGAGAUUGCACAUGUCUGUACGGUGCAGAUUCUCACAGAAGGCUUCACUCCUGGAGUAGAAAAAGACAUUCACACUUACACCAGCCUCCUGGGGAGCCUGCCUGCCUCUGAAGCAGGCAGCACUCGAGCCACAGGGAUGUCCCUGCAGUACACAGUGCCAGGGGCAGAGGCUGCAGCGCAGCUGAAGCUGAUGGCUGGCGAGGAUGCAAAUGGCAGCAAGAGGCAGGCCGCAGCAUGGCUGGCAGCCAUGCACAAGGUACCACGGGCAGGGUCGGGGAGACUGAGCUCAUGGGAUUAGAGACGAGUGUGGAUUUCCCAAAAGGUUGCCACAUAACUGGGGUGCCCCUAGUUACUCCCCUAAAAGGCACAUGGGCUCAUCUCUGGUCAGGCCAGAACCAAUCAUGCUUUCUGGUAUUCUGCAGGCUACCAAGCUCCUCUAUGAAUCACGAGACCAGUAACUGCAAGGGAACUGAGCUCAGCACAUCAGGUUACAAAGUCCAAGCUGCUUGCCCCUGCCUGAGCACUCAGGGCUCUGCUCUGUGUGUGCUUGGAAAUGCAACUCAAGUACCUGGAAGCAGUGUUCGCUUAUCUAGUGCAAUAUGUACACAGUUGACUAACGCUUUCAAGAGCUUACAUUGUAGCGUAUUGUUGGUACUUUCAGGGUUGGGAGAAGCUGCACUACAGUACUAAAUCCGUUUUAGUAUAACCUAUGCCAGGUUUAUUAGAGAUUUUUGGCCCUGUUCCCACAGAAACAAAUUAGGUGGUGGUCACUCAGGUCCCUGGUUUAGCAUUGGACCCUGCCUGUCUCCAGUAGCCCAUUUACAAUGCCUUAGCCUGUUUGACUCUCUGUUUAUUUUGUCACUAAUUUGGGGCAGUGAACAAUCCUUUUAUAUGUCACUAAGGGGAAGGCAUCACCUUUCUGUUUUCUACUUUUCACUUAUUCUUCACUUUAUUGAAAUGACUGUACAGUAAUUUGUAUAUAAAGUGUAUGAUUAAAACUUAUUUUGAAAGUACA
Molecule: messenger RNA, 1544 nt
Organism: Peromyscus californicus insignis
Lineage: Eukaryota; Metazoa; Chordata; Mammalia; Rodentia; Cricetidae
Gene: Zfyve21
Product: zinc finger FYVE-type containing 21
Exons: 7
Coding region: 60-827 (255 amino acids)
Molecular function (GO): metal ion binding
Source: RefSeq, a predicted model, not a curated record